Molecule: messenger RNA, 1800 nt
Organism: Suillus discolor
Lineage: Eukaryota; Fungi; Basidiomycota; Agaricomycetes; Boletales; Suillaceae
Product: WD40 repeat-like protein
Exons: 9
Coding region: 1-1800 (599 amino acids)
Biological process (GO): carbon catabolite repression of transcription
Cellular component (GO): cell division site; nucleus; cell tip
Molecular function (GO): protein binding
Source: RefSeq, a predicted model, not a curated record
AUGGAGAGCGACAGUGCAUUCGUGGCUCCUGAGGGCGUUUACUCUGUCACUGAGGAACAUAAACCUCUUCCAGUUCCCGUUCACUCUUCUACAGCAGCACAACCCAUCUACCAAACUCGCCUUUCAUCCAUCACAGUCCGCUUUCCACCAAAGCACUCAGUUUCCCCAGGCCUCGCCCAGUUUCUUGGUGCAAAUCUAACAAAGGAUCUUAAAAAAGACAAGGAAAAAGAGCGGGAGAAAGAGAAAGAGGCCGUCGUAAAGGAGCGCCCCUUGCUGGAGGAGCGGAGCAUGUCAUCCAGCAGCACCCCAGAAGACAGCUUUUCAUCUCCAGAUGUAGUAGCUACCCCAGAUCUCUCAGCAGAACCCCAGCAGUACAAGCUCUUCUCCCACCCUUCCGUCUCAGUAGGUAAAAAGAAAUUGAACAUAUCGCGACCAAAACACAACAUGCGCACCACAUCGUCCACAUUCAUCACACGUCUUCAAAGCACUGAAGGUCUCAGCAAGACACUCGCAGCGAAACAAGGCGAUGUCACAUUCUUGUUCUAUAAUACUGGAAAGGCCUUUUUGUGGAUUGAGGUGGGGUCAAAAAUCAAGGACCCACUAACAAGGAUUAGCUUCUCUGCAUACCCAACUUGUCACGACGUAAACCCCUCCACCGCAUCCUCAGAACGACUAGACGUUAUCAUAGGAUUCAGCACAGGCGACCUCGUAUGGUUUGACCCAAUAUCAAGUCGCUACUGCCGCCUCAACAAACAGGGCACUAUUUCCUCCUCCUUAUGCACAGCCGUCCGUUGGGUUCCCUCCUCUCCAACCCUCUUUCUCGUCUCCCACGCAGACGGAACCAUAAUCGUUUACGACAAAGAACGCGAAGACGGCAUAUUCACUGCCACCAUUCCAAAUGGACUCACAAAUACCCCGCAUAUAACCAUCAACGCACAUCAUGCAUCUCCUGUAAGUGAUGAAUGGGACCCCCUAUCAACGAUAUUUGUCACACCUCCGCCAUGGCAUCCAGAAGCAAUCGGGAGGGGAGAGAAGGGCGUGGUCGUGAAGAACCCUGUAAGCCAUUGGCGUCUAUGUCGCCGUAGUGUCGUCGACUUCGUAUUCUCUCCUGAUAAUAAAUAUGUAGCUGCCAUUUCAGACGAUGGGUGUCUGAGGGUGAUCGAUCCACUUGCAGAGCAGCUGGUGGACUGCUAUGCAUCCUAUUUUGGUUCAAUGACAUGUGUUGCAUGGUCUCCUGACGGGCGUUUCAUCCUCACCGGCGGCCAGGACGACCUGCUCACCAUUUUCUCCCCCUGGGAACAACGAGUCGUCGCACGAUGUCAAGGACACUCCUCAUUCGUCUCAGCCGUUGCUUUCGACGAGCUCCGCUGCGAUGGACGGACAUACCGCUUUGGUAGCGUAGGAGAGGAUAACAAGCUCAUUCUCUGGGACUUUUCCUCUGGUGCUCUUCAUCGCCCCAAACUCCUCGGAGCACACCAUCCGCGCCCAUCAAUGUCAUCUAGUAUCUCGCUCGCUCACCGACGCGGAACGGGGUCGACCAUUCAACUAUCUGCACCACGGUAUCAUCCUGCGCCUUCGAGGAAUGAAGUGUCGACUGUACAACCUGUAUUGGUAAAACAACUCGACGCCGAUCUCCUCACAUCCCUCGCCUUCCUCCCCCGCGCGCUCAUAACAGCAUCAAAAGCAGGCCACGUCCGAGUAUGGGUACGGCCACUGGUCAUGGCUCAUGCUAAUAGCCCUAGGAGAAGGCAUACGCGUGGGACGUUGUCUGUAACAGAUUUUCGGGGGGUAGUUCAUUGA